GUUUUUCGAAUUUUCGUGCCGCUUGUGUUUUGUGUCACAUAAAUUGUGUGUAUUGCACGAAAAAAUUGCCGGAAACGAACUUAUUGGGCGUGCAAUUAAUCAGUGAUUUUAGAUAAAAUAGAAAUAUGAGCAAGGAACAAGACUACGCAUCAGAUAGCGAUGAAAGUGACGAGGACUUUUGUCUAGAAAACGAAAAGGAAGCUGACUCUGGUGACGAAGAAGAAGAAAGCGAUAGCGAACAUGAUUCUGACAAUGAGGAGGCGCCGAAGUUAACAAAAAAGAAAGACUUGAAAACAGAGCCUGAAAGCAGUAAACGCAGCACGCGACAAACUGAAGCAAAAGAAAAUGGUCGUGAAGCAGCUGAAAAAGAUGAAUUGGAAUCUGACGAGGAGGCAGAAAAGUCCCGCUCCGAUGCGUUGUGGGCAGAUUUUCUGGGUGAUGUAGGCACAGUUAGUAAACCAGUAGCAAAGCCUAUGGAAAAGAUAGAAGCAGUCAAGCCCAAGGAGUCGCCCAAAUCGGCUAAGCUAGAGAAAAAGCCAGCUGUGGCUGACACGAAAACAGAGAUUCUAGACUUUGCCGGCGAACAAGUAGUGGUAGCACGGCCCCUGAACGGUUCCAGCUCGAGCGCAAAAGAGAAUCAAAAGCAGUCUUCCGUUAGCCCCAAGACUUUUGGAACAGCCAAACGUACGGCAAACGCGCCUCCAGCACUUGGCUUGGACUCGCUGCUAAAUCAGCUGGGCAAAAAGAAAAAAAUGUCUGUGCUGGAAAAAUCGCAGCAUGAUUGGAAGUCAUUUAAAAGCGAAGAGGGCAUUGAGGAAGAGCUACGCACCCACAACAUGGGCAAGGAUGGCUUCUUGGAGCGCCAGGACUUUUUGCAGCGCACCGAUCUACGUCAGUUUGAGAUCGAAAAAAACAUGCGACAGUCACGACGGCAAAAUUAAUUCAAAUGCUUAAGCAUUAUCAUUUUAUGCCACACAAUUACAUUCACACACAUUCGUACACUUUAAUUAAGCAUAGGACAUAUGAAUGUUUUACAAUAAGUUCUUAAAUUGUAUGUACACUUAAGGCUGAUGCCAGCCCAGCGCACUCUCAUUUAACAUAAAUAUCAACUAUUUUAAAUUGUAACCAUGGCAAAGCAACGAAAAGCAUCAAACUAUAUAAAACGGAUGAUUCCUGCAGAUGACUGUAAACUGUAAA
This is a messenger RNA of Drosophila busckii, 1197 nucleotides long. It is a transcript of the gene Yeti, whose product is annotated as craniofacial development protein 1. The coding region runs from base 126 to 941 and encodes 271 amino acids. NCBI's taxonomy places the organism in Eukaryota, Metazoa, Arthropoda, Insecta, Diptera, Drosophilidae. The record is from RefSeq and is a predicted model, not a curated record. The transcript has 2 exons.